GCGGCUCAACCAACGGAGAGAAUUCGAUAACGUGAACGCAACUCGUUUGUUUCGAUGUCGUCAGCUCGUCAGAACAUUCUGUGUGCGUUUGUAAAUUGUACUAAUUAGGCACGGGCUUGCUGGCAAAACAGUAGCUUCAUCUAUUACUGCCCUAACGCCCAUGUUACACAACGCUGCCGCGGUCCGAUCCGCUCCGUGUUAUCAGUUAGCAUCGAAAGCGACGCAGUUCAACGCUUCAAGAGAUUUUAACUAUACAUCUCGUGGUCAUUAUGUACCUAUUAAUUGUCAGUGUGUGCGUGAAGUGGACUUAAAUAGUGAAAAGAGAUCCAACGAGAUGAUUGUUAUUGUACAGCCAUCCCGUUGGAUUAUGGUCCAUUAUAAAGGUAUAAAUAAAUAAAUACAGUAUUGCAGAAAUGGAUCCAAUAUUGGAAAAUGAAUCGGCUACGGCUGAUGCUUCACCCAAAUUCGGAAAGUCAAAAAACAAGAAAAAAAAGAACCAUGUAGAAGCUAACCAGACCGUGGUGGGGGAGAAAAAGAAAUUUGUAGUUACUAAAUUAUCAACGAUAGACGACAAAGAUAUACCGUCUACUUCGGCAGCACAAAAUGUGCAUACUGUUCAUUUUGGCACGCGGGGAGUGGAAUCACAAAGACCCCACGUUAGAUCAAUUUUCAAAGAAAAAUCUGUAGAUACAUCGAGAGCAUCUAGCGCUGAAAGAGAACCCGGAGUUGAUGUUAAGGGAUAUGAAACCUUUCAUGGAACAUCAUCGAGUCCACGGAGUUCCAUAUUUGAUAUUUUUCGACUUCGAAGAAAGAGUGAUUCUAAAAAGCAUCAGUCUUUGAUGCACAAUGUAAAAGCUGCAUUAGGCAAUACCCCUAAAGCUACAGAAGCGCCUGAAGCUUCGAAAGAACUUAAUGCUGAAGAAUCAAAAGAUUCUCACAAGAAAUAUUAUCAUACUGUAACAGGAGCUUCCUCAAGAAAAUCUAGUCCCAUUACAAGGGUAAUGGAUAUUUUAUGGAGAAAACCUCACGUGGAGGCAAACCAGGCGGCCAUUGAUCCCGCCAAAAAGAAAUCUGUUAAGCAACCACGUCGUUCCUCCAUUGGAACUACUUCGCCCACUUAUCAUAAAAAUUCCUAUGCUUCUUUGGAUCCUCUACAAGCAAAACAAUUGUUUAGGGAAGUUAGAGGUCUUCCUAAAUACGAUCCCUAUUUAUCUAUAGUUCAAAUAUCUUUGGGUGGUAGAGACAAGACGAGGCUGUUGUUGAAUUUUUUCAAAUAUCAUAAAUGUUACGAAAUUCUACCAAAAUCUGCAAAAGUAAUAAUCUUUGAUACACAGUUUUUGGUAAGAAAAACCUUUCCUACUCUUAUCUCACAUGGUAUACGCUCUGCUCCACUGUGGGAUGCUAAUAAAAAACAACUUGUUGGCAUGAUAACAGUUACUGACUUCAUAAGGAUUUUGUUGCACCUUGAAAAGGAAAAAUUACCAGUAGAUGAACUUGAAAGGCAUACACUUCAAAACUGGAAGAAGAUAUUGCGACCAACACGGAAACCUUUGUGUAGUGUUGGCCCUGAUCAAUCUUUACAUGAGGCUAUAAAUAUGCUGAAUAAGAAUCGCGUGCACAGACUUUUGUUAAUUGACCCAUUUAACGGAGAUGUAUUGUAUAUUUUGUCCCACAAAAGAAUUUUAAGAUUCCUGUUUGUGUAUCUUAAUGAAUUUCCGGAAUUAACAUUUUUUCAUAAAACGUUGACUGAAUUGAAAAUUGGUACAUUUGAUGAAAUUGUGUCCGUGACAGAUAAUACUAGUAUUAAAGCGGCAUUUCAGCUCCUAUUAGACAAAGAUAUAUCAGCGUUGCCUGUUUUAGAUGAUGAGGGCAAGUUAAUCGAUGUUUAUGCAAAAUGUGAGGUAUUGAAUUUAGUUAGCGAAAAACUUUAUUCUGAUUUGUCAUUGACAAUAGGUGAAGUAAGAAAUAAAAAGAAAGACUGGGAAGAAAAAUUACAGAAAUGUCGAUCGAGUAUUUCGUUGUACGAGGCCUUAGAAGUCAUAGUUAGGACAGAGAGUCAUCGAUUAUUGCUAGUGAAUAAGGAUAAUAGACUAAUAGGAAUUGUUUCGUUGUCAGAUAUUUUAGUAUAUUUAAACAGAAUUAUUCCAACUGAGAAGAAAGUUUCGUCGCUACAAGAGAUAUUUAGACCCCUAGAGGAAAAUAAAGUUGACGAAUCAGCAAAGGAGACCGAGAAUGAAAUAAUAUCGAUUCCGGUACCAAAUUUAGGACAACAAGCACUGUCUGAGGGUGAUGAAAGUGUCCCCGAAGUAAAUGAUGUUGCAAGCGCCCCAGGAGAGAACGAAGUCGCUGACGUAGAAACAACGACCAAAAGUGACAUAGAAGUAGGAGAGACGUAGUACAAAUAAAAAGGUAUAAAUAAAUAUGCACAGCCUCGUCUAAAUACUAAUCUUAUUUAAUGUUGAUAAAUAUGCUCUUUUGAAAUGGAACGAUAGGAACAAAUAUUAUUCCAAAGAAAAAAUGUGAUAGGUGAAACCGCCGAAUCAGUGUAUUAAUCUCAUAGAUCGCUUUAUGCUUGUAUUAAAUUAUAAUAGUGUAAUUUAACUUCGUAAUCGUUAAUAGUUGCAUCAAAAUACCACGUGAUUGCCUUAUUCAUUAUUUAAUUUAUGAUUAACAUUGCUGAACUCAAUAAAAUAUUUUAGCAAA
Messenger RNA from Cydia splendana, 2703 nucleotides. RefSeq lists its product as uncharacterized. The transcript has 2 exons. The record is from RefSeq and is a predicted model, not a curated record. Gene Ontology annotation, molecular function: protein kinase binding; AMP binding; protein kinase regulator activity. Gene Ontology annotation, biological process: regulation of catalytic activity; protein phosphorylation. Gene Ontology annotation, cellular component: nucleus; cytoplasm; nucleotide-activated protein kinase complex. Bases 414 to 2396 code for a protein of 660 amino acids. NCBI's taxonomy places the organism in Eukaryota, Metazoa, Arthropoda, Insecta, Lepidoptera, Tortricidae.